AUGGCCACCCCUUCCGGUAAUAUCCUGCCGCUAAUAGCUGACGGCACCGUCAAAGCCUUGUGGCACGAUAUUCUCCUCUUUCCGCCUCCUCCCUCUUCCUCUGCCGCCUCCUCCACCUUCCCUGACUCGGCAACGUACGGUGACGUCAUCCCCUCUUACACCUCAUCCUUCUCCACCGCCCCCCCGCCGCCCGACAACCUCUGCAUUUUCGUCUGCACGCGCACGCGUUCCGCGGAACCUGGCGCCGCGGGCGGCGCGGGCGCGGGGAAGGCUAGCAACUCCGCCUUCCGCGUGCGGCGGCGGCGGCUGCUGCUGAGCGGUGCGACGGAGUUCGACGAGGACGAGAACGUGCCGUGGAACAUGGGCAUACUUCCGCAGACCUGCGUGCUCGCUUGCGGAGCCGCCGCUGACGCCGCGAAUGACGGCGGUUCGCCGGGGAAAACCAGCAAACCGGCUCCGCAAAGCGCCAUCGCUCCCGCAAGUGCCGGAAAUGAUUCCGGUGGUGGAAGCGCCGCGGGAUCGUCGGACGGCUUCGCGUCGCUGUUCGAUUACGCUCCGAUACAGGCUAUCGAGAUAGGGUUUGCACCGCGAGAAAUCGGGGAUACGUACGGUGUGAUUCCGCUAGCGGCGCUACCGGUGCAGCGACCUAAUAUGGGCGGCUCGGAGGUUUCCUAUAGGCUGAUUGUGAUUGCGGCGGAUGACCCGUUAAUGAUUCCGGAGGCGAGUGGCUAUAACGGAUUUGGAGUCGCGACGAUCGGGGAGGGCCAGAUUGCGGAGAGGGAGGAGUUGCAAGAGGAGGUGGAGCGGUGGGCCGUCAGAAACGGCUUCUCCAACCGAGUCGACGAUUGGGAUCUGCAGGAGGAUAAAGACGCGGAUACAAUCUUGAUCGACGCGCAUCGCGUCUGGAAGCUAGUCUUCCCGACCCUUUGCAAGCCGACGCGCCUCGCCCGUGGAGCGACCUUCCGCCGACUCGAUCCACGGUCGUCCUUCGCGGCGCGUCCCGGAAGCCCCGCCACUGCGCCACCUCGCGUGCUGGAGCUCGUCGUGAAGCCGGCAGAGACGUGCGUGAUUUCCGCCGCGAAAUCCGCGUCGUUUUCGCACAAAUCCGCGCGAAAGUUCAACGUGAGCGAGUUCAGCCGAGCGAAAACCGUCGGGGGUGGCGAGUUGUACCGAAACGGUAGCUACGGCGACAGCUUCGGCAGAUUCGACAGCCCCUAUAGCGGUGGCAGCGACGCCGAUUUGCUGUCACCUGGAAGCGGCUUCGGCGGCGGCGAAAGCGGAAACAAUAGCAGACGAGCCGUGGGGCUCCCUCCUGCGUCUCCCCCGGUGCGGCGCGUGCACAGCGUGGAGGCGCUUGAGGAAGAGGACGCGUCGCGGGGCUUAAGUAGGUCGGGGGACUGGCUCGGCGGGAAGCAGAAGCGAACGCGAUCUUCCGCCAUACGCCCCCUUCACUCGUCGCCACACGCACACUAG
This is a messenger RNA of Closterium sp. NIES-65, 1473 nucleotides long. The record is from the annotation of a GenBank genome assembly. Lineage: Eukaryota; Viridiplantae; Streptophyta; Zygnematophyceae; Desmidiales; Closteriaceae.